AUGGGACCGCGGCGCGCAGCUGGGCUCGAAGCAGGAGGCAAAGAAGGAAAACUAAGUGGCACAUCGCAGGUAGUGAAGGUGGCUGGCGUAGCGAGUUUCGUGGCCACCGAUGUCCAUGUCGCCGCCUGUCGCCGCGAGGAACGCCAGUCAUAG
This is a messenger RNA of Puccinia triticina, 153 nucleotides long. RefSeq lists its product as uncharacterized. The coding region runs from base 1 to 153 and encodes 50 amino acids. The transcript has 2 exons. The record is from RefSeq and is a predicted model, not a curated record. Lineage: Eukaryota; Fungi; Basidiomycota; Pucciniomycetes; Pucciniales; Pucciniaceae.